Cryphonectria parasitica EP155 is the source of this 600-nucleotide messenger RNA. RefSeq lists its product as uncharacterized. NCBI's taxonomy places the organism in Eukaryota, Fungi, Ascomycota, Sordariomycetes, Diaporthales, Cryphonectriaceae. The transcript has 3 exons. The record is from RefSeq and is a predicted model, not a curated record. The coding region runs from base 139 to 354 and encodes 71 amino acids.
CCAUCAAAGGAAGAAGAAGAAAACUUGAAGUAACAAGCAGAACACCAAACUGCUGAAAGAAAUCAUCUCAUACAUUUACACAACACAACACACAGAUACUGAAGGAGAGACCCUCCCAUUAUCUCAUCUCAUUCAACCAUGCCUACCGCUUCGGAAAAAGCCAAGGCCAAACUUCAGGCCGUUCUCGACGCCGAUAGACAGGACCGCAGCAAUCGCAACAACCGCAUCGCUACGACGCGUUAUCCUGCCGGUGGUUCAGAGGUGACAAAUAGGAUGGACUAUCCAAAUCGUCGUGGUAGCACUGGUGGUCUGAGGGGGGCAAUCAAGGACAUGUUGAACCGUCCUGCUUAUUGACGAGGAUUGGAAUUGGUUCAUGACGUGCCUUGAAAGGUAGCUCGCAACAGUGGGAGGGAGGGCGCUCAGAUUUUUCGAUGGCGUUUUUUUGCUUGUUCUUUGUUUCCCUCCUCCUUUUUUCAGAUUGACUGAUACGGUAUCAAAAGUGAUGUAUGUUGUGAUUGCAUUCAUGCACAUGUUCGCAAGCAGCGUGCCCUCCAAAAAGUACCAAUCAGAUCAGAUACAUAAAUGAACAAACAAUACCAC